GGUCGGGCUGUUUCACCAUUGUCACAUGAAUCGUUCCAGUUGAUAGUGCUUCAGAUAAGUUAACGAGUAAUGGAUGCUGAACAGUUUCGAGAGUUCGGAAAAGCCGCUAUCGAUUUGAUCGCGGACUACAUCGAGAAUAUUAGGAAUAGGGAUGUUCUACCGUCAGUGGAGCCAGGGUAUCUUCUGAGUGCUUUGCCGGAUGAGCCGCCGGAGGAACCACAGGACUGGAAGGAUGUCAUCAAAGACUACAAUGAUAUAAUAAUGCCUGGAGUAACCCACUGGCAGUCACCACGUUUCCACGCCUUCUAUCCCACAGGUCAAUCGUUUGCCAGCAUAGUCGGUGAACUGCUCAGCGAUGGACUGGGUGUCGUUGGUUUUACUUGGAUGGCAAGUCCCGCGUGCACAGAGUUAGAAGUGGUUACGCUGAACUGGCUAGGAAAGCUGUUGGGUCUGCCUGAGGAGUUCCUCAACUGUUCGUCUGGGCCUGGUGGAGGAGUCCUGCAGAGUUCCGCGAGCGAAGCCACCCUCGUAGCUCUUCUCGUCGCUAAAGACAAAAUUAUUCGCAGACUAACAACGAACGAUCCGAAGGCCGACGAGGACGAAAUACGUUCAAAAUUGGUCGCCUACACCUCCGACCAAUCCAACUCCUCCGUGGAAAAAGCCGGGGUCCUCGGAGCGAUGAAAAUAAGGCUUCUGAAAUCUGACAACGACGGACAACUCCGAGGGGAAACGCUAAGAAAGGCGAUCGACGAUGAUAAAAGUCGGGGUCUCAUACCGUGCUGCGUCAUCGCCACGCUGGGCACAACGGGAACCUGCGCGUUCGACCCGCUGCACGAGCUGGGCCCGAUAUGUCAGAAGGAGGAAGUUUGGCUCCACGUGGACGCCGCGUACGCCGGCGCGGCUUUCAUCUGCCCCGAGUACAGGCAUCUCAUGAGGGGCGUAGAAUUCGCCGACUCCUUCGACAUGAACCCGCACAAAUGGCUCAUGGUCAACUUCGACUGCUCCGCGAUGUGGAUCAAAGACAGCUGCGACAUCGUCAAAGCGUUCGACGUGCAGAGGAUAUACCUGGACGACAUAAAAGAUAAGUCUCAGAUCCCGGAGUACCGCCACUGGCAGAUAUCUCUCGGCCGAAGGUUCAAAUCGUUGAAAUUAUGGACCGUCCUACGAAUGUACGGAGCGGAGGGCCUGCGAAGCCACAUACGGAAUCACAUAGGUCUAGCGCAGCAUUUCGCCAGCUUGGUCCGAGCUGACAAGCGAUUUAUCGUGGAGCCGGAACCGUCCAUGGGGCUGGUAUGCUUCAGGCUAAAAAGCGGAGAGUGCGACACAAAAACUCUCCUGGCCAAUCUUACCAAAAAGAAGCAGGUUUAUUUAGUAGCAGGUACAUAUUUAAACAAUUAUAUGAUACGUUUUGUGAUAUGCUCGCGUCUCACGACCAAAGAAGAUGUGAACUAUUCAUGGAAGAUUAUCAAGCAGGAAGCGGACAACUUGGUCAUCUUAGACAAAAUACCACUGAAAGCCCAGUGUUUCACACCUAUUGAUCACUUAGAUAUUAAUAUGCUUGAAAAGUCACAAUAAUGUUUACAGUGCACAAGCAUAAUUGCCUAUAUUUUUUUAAGCUCCAAGCAUUAAAAUAAAGUAGGGGCAUAGUUUGAGAUAUACAUUAUUAACGCGUUUAUUAUUAGAUUUAAAAUUAAAGAUUGGGUGAAUUUUAAAUUACCUAUUUGGCAUUCAUAAUCUUGAAAGGGUUAAACUAAAGUAAGAAGACAACGAUUAAUUAAUAAAAUGUAAGUAAACAUUUUUAUAUAAAUAACUUGAAAUAGAAUUAGUUGUAACUCUACUAGUAGGUAACUGAGCUGCUAUUUCAUACCUAAUAUUAUAUUAUAAAUACUAUUUUUUAUUAUUAUAUACCUACCUACUACGUGCUAGGUACCCAUCUAUCUAGUCUAAGCAAACAGUAUCAAUCCUACCGUACGCAAGAUAGUAAUAAAAUUAUUAAAAAAAUUAAUAUUGUCUUGUAACUUGUA
Aricia agestis (brown argus) is the source of this 2024-nucleotide messenger RNA. Its product is annotated as 3,4-dihydroxyphenylacetaldehyde synthase-like. NCBI's taxonomy places the organism in Eukaryota, Metazoa, Arthropoda, Insecta, Lepidoptera, Lycaenidae. Gene Ontology annotation, molecular function: pyridoxal phosphate binding; aromatic-L-amino-acid decarboxylase activity. The transcript is spliced from 5 exons. Gene Ontology annotation, biological process: catecholamine metabolic process; amino acid metabolic process. The record is from RefSeq and is a predicted model, not a curated record. Bases 70 to 1575 code for a protein of 501 amino acids.